This is a messenger RNA of Drosophila ficusphila, 1383 nucleotides long. RefSeq lists its product as uncharacterized. The transcript is spliced from 2 exons. The record is from RefSeq and is a predicted model, not a curated record. NCBI's taxonomy places the organism in Eukaryota, Metazoa, Arthropoda, Insecta, Diptera, Drosophilidae. The coding region runs from base 102 to 1103 and encodes 333 amino acids.
UAGUUUCAUUCGAGGAUUGAGCCCCACCGAUUCCGAAUUAGUUUUACAAAGAUUGACAACGAGUUGAAGCUACAAAAUACGCACACACACACACACGCGAGAUGAACAAGCCGCAAAAGGCCACAAAGGCGAAGCGUGGCAAGCGCCACGCGCAGGUGCGAUCCAAGAUGCAGCCGCAUGACUUCGUGGAGGCGGAGGUGGAGAACGCCCGCAAGGCGGUGGAGCGCAAGCUGAUCUACCUGUCCGAAUCGAACCGCGUUACCGUUCCCCCUCGUCCGCUGAAAAAGGGCGGACCGGUGGCUGGGGGCGGGGCGGGAAACGGCGGCACAGGAGGACAUGGAGGUGGCAAUCGACGCAAGCAACGCAAGAAGCACCCGGCGAAGGUGCCAUCCAAAGAGACCACCAACGAAGAGGAAUCUUUGCAGGAGAAGGCGGAAAAGUACGAGAAGCGAAAUCGCGGUGGUUAUAACGUGUACCUGGAAUCUCCGCGCCGCAAUGGACUGACUCCCCGGGAUUACGUGGCCGAGGCAGCUGAAAUGGCGGCUCUGCUGGCCGCCCAUCGAACCUCGAGCGGAACGAACAAGACGGCUGACCUGCAGGAGGAGGAUCAGGAUGGAGAUAUGGGACGACUGCAGCUGAAGCCGCUGAGUAGCUACGCCCAUGAUCACCAUCUGCCCAGCUACUCGUGCGGCGUCUGCGGUGCCAAGUUCCACAUCCGCUCGCUGUUGGGCGCCCAUCGGCACACCCACAGCGAUGACUUUAAGAUCCGCUUCCGCGGACGGCAGCAGCGGGAGAGCAGCACCACCUUGACCGCCGCGAAUCAGUGCAAGUUCUGUGACCGGAAGUUCGACCUGGAGCGCACUCUCCACAUCCAUCUGCUGUGCCAUUGCAAGAAGAUUUCGCCGCAGCAGCGCCGCAAGUUGGCCUUCACGGAAUUGGCCCAUGAGAAGAAGGCGCCGCUGCCCAGUUUCCAGAAGGCCCAGCAGCACUCCCAUCGACAUCACGGCAAUUUGGCCAGCAUGGCGAAGCAUUCGCUGAUGCAGCAGCAGCUCCUCCACAAGACCGUCAUGCAGUCGUCGACGACUCACGAGCGAUGGCGUUAAUCCCCACCUGAAACCACCGCCAGAUGCCACCGAACACAGAACCAACGCUUGCUUCCAAUAACCAGGAAAAUAUCCAGAAAACUUUCAAAUGAAGUAUAUAUUUUAUAGCUCAUAUAUCUGAACACAGAACAAUGACAAGGAGACCUACAUGUUUUCUGGGAAGAUCCAAUUACUCUGGCGUUGAAUAAUCACAAUCAAUUUUCUGCGAAAAAAAUGUAACUAAAUUGAAAGUCUUCAAGCUUAAAUGACAAUGUAAUAAAAAGCUAUUUUAGUAUGUUAA